Molecule: messenger RNA, 822 nt
Organism: Brenthis ino (lesser marbled fritillary)
Lineage: Eukaryota; Metazoa; Arthropoda; Insecta; Lepidoptera; Nymphalidae
Source: the annotation of a GenBank genome assembly
AUGAAUUUAAUCAACAUUUUCUGUUUCAUUUUUCUGACUACGUAUGCCCGUGCCUCAAGCGAUGAAACUCUAACGACAUCGACGGAUCUCACCAUAACAUCUACGGACGGAAUCACUACAGAUACCACCCCGUAUGAGACGACUUCUUAUAUAAGUGACCGGUUUGACGAGUCCAGUACAAGUGACGCUGCAUAUACUACAGGAGAUUCCUUUUCAGACAGUAUUACAUCGACAACCCUUUCGUACGACAGCAUCUCAACCAUUGAAACUCAAACAACUACAGAGACUUCUACAGACGUGCCUGAAGACCAAAUACCAGGCAUUAUUGAUCCAAGCGUUAUUCCUCGUGGAAACUUCGGCACUGAUUCGACACCGAAACCUUUGGAACCGUCGAGUGAUGGGAAGGGCCACGAAUUAGAAAUACCAGAAGAGAAAGAAACAGAUGUGGGAAAAAAGAAAAUAAUCAACACUACUAAUCCAAGUAUUCUUAGACCUGAAGACAGUGAUAAGAGCGGUGACUUCGAAAUAUCGAAGGGGGGUAAUGUCGAUGCCAGCAAUACAGAAAAAAAUAUGAAAAUUACUGACGCAGGCAAUGGCUCGGAAACAUCAAAGGGGAAUGAUAACGUUGUCAGCAGUACAGAAGAAAAGAUGAUAAAUACUAAGACAGGCACUGAAUCGAAAGUAUCAAAAGGAAAAGCUGCUGGUAUACUGGUGGCUUCGUGUAUACUGGCUGUGGUGAUAAUAUGGAUCAGUAAGAUGGUAUACACUCGGUACCAGUCGAGAACAUAUGAUGUAAGGCAUGGUAUAGAAAUGCGAAAUCCA